AGAUGGCGGCGGCUCUGGGGUGACCCCAGCCGCGGGGUGGCGGCGCCAUGGCGAAGAAUAAGAAUGCAGGCCAUAAAGGGUCCUAUGGCUACCAGAAGCUGAAAGAAAGGCUUCUCUAUGAUGCUCAUCACUAUAGUAUAUAAACACCUUGUCUAUAUUAAUGAAUGUAUCUUCACAACACUUCUGUGAGAUAGGGAAGUAUUAUCAUCAUUAUUGUACAGAUGGGGAGCCUGAGGCACAAGAGACUAAAGAACCAAGAGCUUGCAUCCGAUUCAAAUGUGCGCUCACAAACACCAUCUUAGAUAUCCUGCGUCGGAGACCAGGAUGGGUUGAAGUAAAAGAGGAAGGUGAGUGGGAUUUUUACUGGUGUGAUGUCAGCUGGCUUCGGGAGAAUUUUGACCAUACCUACAUGGAUGAACAUGUUCGCAUAUGCCACUUCCGGAACCACUACGAGCUGACUCGUAAGAAUUACAUAGUGAAGAACCUGAAGAGGUUUCGGAAGCAGAUAGAGAGGGAGGCAGGAAAGCUGGAGGCAACAAAAUGUGACUUUUUCCCCAAGACCUUUGAGAUGCCAUCAGAGUACCACUUGUUUGUGGAAGAAUUUCGCAAGAAUCCUGGCAUCACCUGGAUUAUGAAACCAGUUGCCAGGUCACAAGGGAGAGGCAUUUUUCUGUUCCGAAAACUCAAGGAUGUCAUUGACUGGAGGAAGGAUGGAGUCCGUACAGAUGAUCAGAAAGAUGAAACUCAAGUAGAGAAUUAUGUAGCUCAGUGCUAUAUUGAAAACCCAUAUUUAAUAGGCGGUCGAAAGUUUGACUUGAGAGUUUAUGUUCUAGUGAUGUCUUACAUCCCGUUGAAGGCCUGGUUAUACCGGGACGGCUUUGCUCGCUUCUCCAACACACGCUUCACUCUAAGUAGCAUAGAUGAUCAUUAUGUGCAUCUCACCAAUGUGGCAGUGCAGAAGACUGCACCUGACUAUGAUCCAGAGAAGGGCUGCAAGUGGAUGAUUCAGCGGUUCCGACAGUACCUGACUGCCAAGCAUGGGGCAGAAGUGGUGGAGACUCUUUUUGCAGAAAUGGACAACAUUUUCAUCAAGAGUCUACAGAGUGUUCAGAAAGUGAUCAUCAGCGACAAACACUGUUUUGAACUGUAUGGAUACGACAUCCUGAUAGACCAGGAUCUCAAGCCCUGGCUUCUUGAGGUUAAUGCUUCUCCCUCCCUCACUGCUAGUAGUCAGGAGGACUAUGAGCUCAAGUGUCGCCUUCUCAAGGACACUUUGCAUAUUGUGGACAUGGAGGGCAGGCUGACAGGGAAGGAGAAGCGUAUUGGGGGCUUUGACCUGAUGUGGAAUGAUGGUCCAGUCAGUAGAGCAGAAGGGAAUGUGGAUACACCAGUAAACGGAAGCUUCAUGGCAAACACACAUUUAGGCUACAACAAUGACAGGAAAAAACAGCUGAAGCAGCUCUUCAAACCUCUUCAUACCCAGCAGAAAGUUUAAUGCUGAUCCAGAGCAUGAGGCAAGAGAAGUCACUGAGGACUGAGCUCUUUCACUCCCUCUU
This is a messenger RNA of Mauremys mutica (yellowpond turtle), 1556 nucleotides long. It is a transcript of the gene TTLL9, whose product is annotated as tubulin tyrosine ligase like 9. The record is from RefSeq and is a predicted model, not a curated record. Gene Ontology annotation, molecular function: tubulin binding; tubulin-glutamic acid ligase activity. The coding region runs from base 161 to 1495 and encodes 444 amino acids. Lineage: Eukaryota; Metazoa; Chordata; Testudines; Geoemydidae. Gene Ontology annotation, biological process: protein polyglutamylation; microtubule cytoskeleton organization. The transcript is spliced from 15 exons. Gene Ontology annotation, cellular component: cilium.